Messenger RNA from Olea europaea var. sylvestris, 651 nucleotides. RefSeq names its product rac-like GTP-binding protein ARAC3. The coding region runs from base 7 to 348 and encodes 113 amino acids. Lineage: Eukaryota; Viridiplantae; Streptophyta; Magnoliopsida; Lamiales; Oleaceae. The record is from RefSeq and is a predicted model, not a curated record. The transcript is spliced from 4 exons. Gene Ontology annotation, biological process: establishment or maintenance of cell polarity; actin filament organization; regulation of actin cytoskeleton organization. Gene Ontology annotation, cellular component: plasma membrane; cytoplasmic vesicle; cell cortex. Gene Ontology annotation, molecular function: protein kinase binding; GTPase activity; GTP binding.
GAAGGCAUGGUACUAAUGGUUUUUGUAUGCUUUUCUUUUGAUGUGCAGUGGAUUCCUGAAUUGAGACAUUAUGCCCCUGGUGUUCCAAUCAUUCUUGUUGGGACAAAGCUUGAUCUCCGUGAGGAUAAACAGUUCUUUGCAGACCAUCCAGGAGCAGUACCCAUUACGACUGCUCAGGGAGAGGAGUUGAGGAAGAUGAUUGGAGCGGCUGCAUAUAUUGAAUGCAGUGCAAAGACGCAGCAGAAUGUGAAGGCUGUCUUCGAUGCAGCAAUUAAGGCCGUUCUUCAGCCAACAAAGCACAAGAAGAAAAAGAAGAGUAGAGGUCAAAAGGCCUGCAGUAUACUGUGACUGUUAAAAGAAGGGCUAAGGAGAGGAGCGAUGAGCUUCCGCCUUUUUUCAGUGUUAAUCUGAUGUCUAUGAUUUAACUCCCCCCCUGUAGGAACAAUAGCCUGUGAGUUAUAGUCUCGACUGACUGUAUCAGAGAGUUCUCUUAAAGAAUCAGUUUGUUGAUUUUCUCACUGUCAGCUUUAGUUUUGUGUUUGGUGAUAUGAAGAUUCUUCAUUUUGAACUCUAAAAUCUAGGGUGCAUGUUUGAUAUGCAGUUGGUCUGGAUUGAUUUGGAUUGGGCUUUAUAAUCAACAUGAUUUCAAGU